GUGCCCGGGGAGGCCGAGGCUGCGCGGCGGGGGCCGCCGGCCCGGGGCGGCGAUGGCUGCGGAUCUGGUGGUGCUACUCUGCCUGGCCGCCGCCGCGGCCGCCGUGGAAGAGACCCUGAUGGACACACGGACGGCGACGGCCGAGCUGGGCUGGACUGCCAACCCUCCGUCAGGGUGGGAAGAAGUGAGUGGCUACGACGAAAACCUGAACACCAUCCGUACGUACCAGGUGUGCAACGUCUUCGAGCCAAACCAGAACAACUGGCUCCUCACCACCUUCAUCAACCGGCGCGGAGCUCACCGCAUCUACACCGAGAUGCGCUUCACUGUGAGGGACUGCAGCAGCCUCCCCAACGUUCCUGGCUCCUGCAAGGAGACCUUCAACCUCUAUUACUACGAGACAGACUCUGUCAUUGCCACCAAGAAGUCGGCCUUCUGGACGGAGGCACCCUACCUCAAAGUGGACACCAUUGCUGCUGACGAGAGCUUUUCCCAGGUGGACUUUGGUGGCAGGUUGAUGAAGGUGAACACAGAAGUGAGAAGUUUUGGGCCCCUGACCCGCAAUGGCUUUUACCUGGCUUUCCAGGACUACGGGGCUUGCAUGUCUCUGCUCUCCGUCAGGGUUUUCUUCAAGAAGUGCCCAAGCGUGGUGCAGAACUUUGCUAUCUUCCCUGAGACCAUGACGGGGGCAGAGAGCACCUCACUGGUGACAGCACGGGGCACCUGCAUCCCCAACGCUGAGGAGGUGGAUGUGCCCAUCAAGCUGUACUGCAACGGGGAUGGGGAGUGGAUGGUACCCAUAGGUCGCUGUACCUGCAAGGCUGGUUAUGAGCCAGAAAACAACGUGGCUUGCAAAGCCUGCCCAGCUGGGACAUUCAAAGCCAGUCAGGGUGCGGGGCUGUGUGCCCCAUGUCCCCCCAACAGCCGCUCCAGUGCUGAGGCCUCACCGCUCUGCGCCUGCCGCAAUGGCUACUUUCGGGCUGACCUGGACCCACCGACAGCUGCCUGCACCAGCGUCCCCUCCGGUCCACGCAACGUCAUCUCCAUCGUCAACGAGACCUCCAUCAUCCUGGAGUGGAACCCACCGCGGGAGACGGGAGGCCGGGAUGAUGUCACUUACAACAUCGUCUGCAAGAAGUGCCGGGCGGACCGGCGUGCCUGCUCCCGCUGCGACGACAACGUGGACUUUGUGCCCCGACAGCUUGGGCUGACAGAGACCCGUGUCUUCAUCAGCAGCCUCUGGGCACACACGCCCUACACCUUUGAGAUCCAGGCGGUCAAUGGGGUUUCCAACAAGAGCCCCUUCCCACCUCAGCACGUCUCCGUGAACAUCACCACCAACCAAGCUGCACCCUCCACUGUCCCCAUCAUGCACCAGGUGAGUGCCACCAUGAGGAGCAUCACGCUGUCCUGGCCACAGCCGGAGCAGCCCAACGGCAUCAUCCUGGACUACGAACUGCGCUACUAUGAGAAGCUGAGCCGCAUCUGCACGCCUGAUGUCAGCGGCGCUGUGGGCUCCAGACCUGCAGCAGACCACAACGAGUACAACUCCUCCAUGGCCCGCAGUCAGACCAACACGGCCCGGCUGGAGGGGCUGCGCCCCGGCAUGGUGUAUGUGGUGCAAGUGCGAGCAAGGACGGUGGCUGGCUAUGGGAAGUACAGUGGGAAGAUGUGCUUCCAGACACUGACUGAUGAUGACUACAAGUCUGAGCUGAGGGAGCAGCUGCCAUUGAUUGCAGGAUCUGCAGCGGCCGGCGUGGUCUUCAUCGUCUCGCUGGUGGCUAUCUCCAUAGUCUGCAGCAGGAAGCGAGCGUACAGCAAGGAGGCGGUGUACAGCGAUAAGCUGCAGCACUACAGCACUGGCAGAGGGUCUCCAGGGAUGAAGAUUUACAUUGACCCUUUCACUUACGAGGACCCCAACGAGGCAGUGCGUGAGUUCGCCAAGGAGAUUGAUGUCUCCUUUGUGAAGAUUGAAGAGGUCAUUGGAGCAGGGGAGUUUGGAGAGGUGUACAAAGGCCGCCUGAAGUUGCCUGGCAAGCGGGAGAUCUACGUGGCCAUCAAAACACUGAAGGCUGGCUAUUCAGAGAAGCAGCGUCGGGAUUUCCUGAGCGAAGCCAGCAUCAUGGGGCAGUUUGACCACCCCAAUAUCAUCCGGCUGGAAGGGGUGGUGACCAAGAGCCGACCAGUCAUGAUUAUCACAGAGUUCAUGGAGAAUGGGGCCCUGGACUCGUUCCUGCGGCAAAAUGAUGGGCAGUUCACGGUGAUCCAGCUGGUGGGGAUGCUCAGAGGGAUUGCUGCUGGGAUGAAGUACCUGGCAGAGAUGAACUAUGUCCACAGGGAUCUGGCGGCCAGGAACAUUCUUGUCAACAGCAACCUGGUGUGCAAAGUGUCAGACUUUGGCCUCUCACGCUACCUGCAGGAUGACACAUCUGAUCCCACCUACACCAGUUCCUUGGGUGGGAAGAUCCCUGUGCGAUGGACAGCACCGGAGGCGAUUGCGUACCGCAAGUUCACGUCAGCCAGUGAUGUCUGGAGCUAUGGCAUCGUCAUGUGGGAGGUGAUGUCGUUCGGGGAGAGGCCCUACUGGGACAUGUCCAACCAGGACGUCAUCAAUGCCAUCGAGCAGGACUACCGGCUCCCGCCGCCCAUGGACUGCCCGGCUGCUCUGCACCAGCUGAUGCUGGACUGCUGGCAGAAGGACCGCAACACCCGGCCUCGCUUCGCCGAGAUUGUCAACACCCUCGACAAGAUGAUCCGCAACCCGGCAAGCCUCAAAACUGUGGCUACCAUCACCGCUGUGCCUUCUCAGCCCCUCCUCGACCGCUCUAUCCCUGAUUUCACUGCCUUUACCUCAGUAGAAGACUGGCUGAGCGCCGUCAAGAUGAGCCAGUACAGAGACAACUUCCUGAGCGCUGGAUUCACCUCCCUCCAGCUGGUCGCCCAGAUGACAUCUGAAGACCUCCUGAGAAUAGGAAUAACGCUGGCUGGGCACCAGAAGAAGAUCCUGAACAGCAUCCAGUCCAUGCGCGUGCAGAUGAGUCAGUCUCCGACCUCGAUGGCGUGACGUCCCUCGCUCGACGGGGAGGGAACGGGGAGGGCAGGCAGCGGAGGUGGGAGGGGAGGAACUGAUGGGAGCCGUGGGGCCGCAGCUGGAGAGGGGCAGCCACGGCCGGACCGCGGAGGACGUUCCUGGGACUCGCCUCGGCCUGGUGACUUCCAUCCCUCACCAACAGAAGCACACUUACCGAUGUCACGGGGGACAGCGUAUAAAUAAGUAUAAAUAUGUACAAAUCAUAUAUUUAAAAAAAAAGAAAAAAAAAAAAAAAAGAACAAA
Molecule: messenger RNA, 3334 nt
Organism: Tympanuchus pallidicinctus (lesser prairie-chicken)
Lineage: Eukaryota; Metazoa; Chordata; Aves; Galliformes; Phasianidae
Gene: EPHB1
Product: EPH receptor B1
Exons: 16
Coding region: 53-3064 (1003 amino acids)
Biological process (GO): protein phosphorylation; cell surface receptor protein tyrosine kinase signaling pathway; axon guidance
Cellular component (GO): plasma membrane; neuron projection
Molecular function (GO): transmembrane-ephrin receptor activity; ATP binding; protein binding
Source: RefSeq, a predicted model, not a curated record